AUGAGUUAGAAAUGGAAAUUAAUCCCAUAAUACAUAUAAGAAUUAUAAGAAUAGAAUGAUGAAAAUUCUAUGGCAGUUUUAAAAAAACUAGGCAAAUUAACAAAUUUAAAAGAAGUACUCCUCAAUAUUUAAUCAAUAGUGUGUUGAUAGAGAUGAGAGUGAGUUAAAAAAACAAUAUAUUCUAUUGAUGAGAGAGAGAAAUGAAUAUUUCAAGAAGUUAAAAGCCAUUCAAUUAAUAAAUGAGCAAAACCCUAACUCUUAGUUGGCCUAAUCAAUAUAGUUGUUAUUUGAUACAAUUAAUAAGUAACAAUGA
Molecule: messenger RNA, 313 nt
Organism: Paramecium octaurelia
Lineage: Eukaryota; Ciliophora; Oligohymenophorea; Peniculida; Parameciidae
Source: the annotation of a GenBank genome assembly